AUGGCUUCACGCCGACUCGACAUCUCCUCUCUCCUCAACGACGGCGACGACGCAAAGCACCACCAGCCCUCCGCCCCCUCCCCCGCCCCCGCCUCUUUUUCCGCGCCCUCCUUCCAGCAGCAGCAUAUCGUCGCAGAGCCUGUCGUCCUCGCGCCCCACCUCAGAAGUAAUUCUUCUCAACGAGCUCUCCCACCCCAGACCGAAUACAAUGCCCACAAUUCUCUACGCGACCCCCACAUCAAGGAGUCCGAUAUCCGCCCUCACUCGUCCUCGACCCGCGGCAGAUUUCCAACACCAACCUCAACAGGAAGCUCAGACUUUUCUAGCAGGCAAAAGCCGUAUUCCGAGUACGUCGAGCAAGAUGCUGAUCGGACACGGGCUGCGCACCCAGUUUAUCGAUCAGAGCAACCUUCUCAACCCCGUCCAUCAUCUUCUCGGUCCUCUAAUUCGCCUCACGUCGCAUAUAGGUAUCCACAGGCAUCUACCGCCGUGUCGCCGACCGUAUCCCCAAGCAGCAACGCUGUGAUUGAACGCUUCCCUCCAGUUCAUCACCCUUCUGCUUAUACCAAGCACCCACAUUCUAUCUCCCAAUCUCAGUCACGCGCAGUGGAACACCCUCAGGCAAAUCCUUAUCCUCAAGCUCAGACUUCGUCUUCCCCUUCAAAUCCAUUUAACCUUUUGGUCCAUAUCGCGAAUGAAGAAAGGAGGAAGCUUAGCGGCAGUGAAGUCUCAGACUCGAUGCCGAGGCCUGGUUCGCCGAGUAGACAGCACAGUCGCCGGUCACAAUAUGGCGGCACUUCGGACCUGGUUGCACCUGAAUCAAUCAAGAAGCCUUCGGACUGGUAUCCUGGCCGCGGGGACCGUGCGGACGAGGCCCAUAGGGAAACACAAGCACCUUAUCCUCAUCGCACCCAGAGGAUGCCCAUUCAUGACCAACCAUCCCAGCAACCGCAGCCGUCGAUGCCACAUCCGUCUAAUCACCAUAUCCCUUCUGUUCCUGAGCCACAUGUCUCCCCUUCUGAGCCAUCUGCUCGGCUACUUGACUCUCGCUUACGCAUGCAGAAGCAAGAAGAACAGCGCCAGAAGACGGAGGAACAAAGGCGACGUCACCAAUUGCGAUUGGAGGAACAGAAGAUUCUCAAUGAUCAGAGAGAACAGCAACGACAACUGCAGAGGUUGCAGAUGCAGAGGGAGCAGCAACAACGUGAGCACGAAAGAAUGAAGGCGGAGGUCGCAGCCAGGGACCGCGCCCGAUUAAUGGACGAGAAAGAGCGGGAGCACGAGGAAAAGAAGUUCAUUGAACGGCCUCGCGCGACACCGCACGUGGAGGGGUCCCCUCACGAUCGGCAUCCAACUUCAGCACCCCCAGUUGGCGCGUUUCCUAGUGCCUCAGCCAGCCCUGCUCCCCCUCGCCGGCCGUUAUCUAUGGAAUCCCUGCUACAUCCUCAAUCUCAUCCUUCACCGUCGCAGCACCAACACAGGCCCUUUGGGUCCCCGGCCGAAGCCUCGACGUCGGGACAGUCACAUCCCUCUAAUACACGUUCAUAUCAAUCUCAGUACGGACCCCUUCCGCCGCUUGAGGCUCCCCACCCUCCUCGUUUACCUCAUCCGUCAAGGAAAUCUGAUCCAGGAGUUCCUUCUCUCGCGCAAGCUCAGUCCCCUCCGCAACCCUUGAAGCGUUUGACAUCGCCUGCCACCUCACACCCACCAACAUUGUCCCAUUUAGUCGCGUCUCCCAGCCAUCAGCCGCAUCAAACAGUAUCUCCUUCGCUGCACGUCUUGCUAUCUCCAUCGCAGGCUUCUAUCCGACUGCCGCCACCGCUAUCCGAUCCACGACCACCUAAGAAACCCCGAGUUUCGCCAGAGGAUUCGUACCAUCAUCCGUCCCCGUCCUCCACCCGACUGACACCAAGGGAAGAGCAGACGAUUUUGGCGAUCAGGGACGAAAAGCAGCGCAAGGAAGAAGAGGCAAGGCGGAGGGUGGAGGAACGGAGACAGCACGAUGAACGCGAGGAACUACGGCGAAAGCGGACACGGGAGAUGCAGCUUGAGCGCGAACGGCAAACAGAGCUAGAGGGACAAAGGAUGCGCCAAGAGUCAGGGUCAACUUCGGGCAAGUCGCAUCAUGUUGAAGAACGGAAGCCAGACUUCCCCUACCCCAUCUCCGCAGAGCCGACGAGUAUAUUCGCACCCCCACACCGACCCCAGAUUAUAGAACUUCUGCCGAGGGACGACCCUUCGCCGCCCCCACGACCCCCUCCACGACAGUUAACACGUACCCCCAUCCAGGCUUCCCCUCCCGCCAGAACCCGCGUGUCCCCUCCCCGAGUCGUGAAGCUCGAAACGGUCGAAGGUCCCCCGGAAGUCCGACAACCGAAGAGAUUACCCCCAGGUAGCCAGGAAGGGCGGGCCAAAGCCGCUAGAAGGGUGGAUUCUACGUCAUCCCAUCUCACGCCGCACGAGGCAGUCAAUCCUCCCCCUGAAACUUGGAGCAAUUCUGAUACGAAGCCAGUCGGUGAGGGACCCGCGAAGACUUUGAUGGCGGACGUUGGGGAGGAGAGAAUGGAUGAUGAGCGUGGUCCAGGUAGGGCUAAACAAGUUGCAAAGGAUAAGAAGGGCUCACGCACUCAUUCCCUUCUGCGAUUCCCUGGUUCUGAUGCUAAGCCAGUCUCUCCGCCUCCUCAACGCUCCGAGCCCGAGAAAGCAUCUCCGCCGUCUCAACCAUCGCAGAAACAGCCCAUCUCUCCGAAGAACCACCCAUCGCAAGACGACGUACACAAGUGGCUGCUUGAGCAGUCGACGGAUGCUCCGUCGCCGUCGCGUAGUGACCCUAAGCCAGAAGCCAAAGCGUCGCCAGUCACACCGGCUGUGGGGCCUAAAGCCGCUGCAACCGAUGCCACAACGAACAGCAGCCCAGCGAUGACCAUAUCUGACGACGCCGUGACUGCGCUGGAACAAGAGCUGGAAGAUAUUUUGAUGGAAGAGCCCGAACGGGAAGCAGACACGAUUGGAGGUGACAUUGACAAGGAAGUGACUAGUCUGGUUGCAGAGACACUGGACACCGACACCGAGCCUCCGCAGCAUAAAUCGCAGCCUAGGGAGUUGGACCGUGCGCCGCAACCGACCAGCAGCAUGGAAGUCGAUGUGGAAGAUGAGUUAUUAAGCUUAGUGGAUGAUAAGCCACAACACGCUGCACAUCGUGGCAGGAGCUCACCUCAUAUGGCCACCUUGGAUGCCAAACCGUCAUCUCGCAAAGCCAGUGAAUCUGGAUCACGCCCAGCAUCACCACCCACUAGACCUCCGUCAGCUCUGCAGACCAGCGGAGUCGAGCCAACACCAGAGCGCGGCUCCAUGCCCCCUCCAGCCCCGAAACUUGCUACUAGCAAGAGCAAGGAGAAGGACUCGGAAAAGGAAAGCAGCAGUGCUCCAUCGAAGAAGAAAUCUGGCCCUAAACCCAAGGCAACUACUGUGACGGCCUCCAGCAAGGCACGCGCGAAACCUGCACCAAAACCCAAACCAAAAAACGCCGAUUCUUCCACAGUGGCAGGGAGCAAAACGUCCAAGUCUGCGAGCAAGAAAGUACCCCCUGCCGUCAAUGCUAAUGCCAACGCCAGGUCUCGGUCAACGUCUGCUAUGCCAAGUGGUUCCGUUGGACCCGAAGGAGAGACCGCUGUGGACAAAGACAAGGAAAAAGAGAAUGAACCAGAGGAUGAAACACCGGCAGAUGACGAUAAACUAUAUUGUGUGUGCAAGACCAAGUACGACGAGGAUAGAGUCAUGAUAGCGUGUGAUCGCUGCGACGAAUGGUACCAUACCCAGUGUGUCAGCAUGCCUGACUUGGAAGUCGAUUUGGUGGAUCAAUUCAUUUGUCCGCUUUGCAUACAACGUCACCCUCACCUUUCUUUAUGCACUACUUACAAGAAACGGUGUUUAUUCGGCUUGUCACACCCCACCCCAUCGUCCCCAGAUGCUUGCCAUAAACCGGCGCGGGGUGCGCUCUCGAAGUACUGCUCUGAUGAAUGCGGGUUUAAGUGUGUACAGGCACGCAUCGAUGACUGGGCUAAACAAGGCGGCAAGCGGGAGACGCUUUGGGAAAACGUCAAGAACGCGGAGAAGCGCGAGGGCGUGGUCAUACUUCAUGGCGGAGAUGGUCAAGAGGCAGAGAACGCGACUGUGCGGGUGAUGCCUGAGAAGAGCAAGUCGGAGAAGGAGGUUGAGCGGUUGAAUGGUCUCCUCGACCUGGUGGUGAAUCAGAGAGAGGAGGUCAAGAUGGGGAUGGAGGUUGUGGGCUGGCGUGAGCGUCUUCUUGAGCUCGCUAGCGACCGUGCACAGCAACUGGGAGAAUGCGGUUGGGACCAACGGCUGUGUUUUGGCGACGAAGAGUACGUCGAGUAUGGCGAAGGCGUUUUGGAAAGCUACGAGAUGCUUACCAGUGGCGAUGUGCAAAGCGAUGUGGAAAGUGAAGGGGAAUGGUGGUGUCGUGGCCCAACCAAGUGUGAACGACACUUGGGCUGGCAGGGAGUACGACACAAGGACGUCCAGAAGGAAAAACAAAAUAAAGAAGAGGCGCUGCUCAAACUCACUACUCGAGAGCGCGAGAUACGCAAGCUUAUGGAAGACUUGGCGGGCCAGCAAGUAUCCAACCCCGAUACUCUCUCCAAGUCCCCCCUGGCCUUCGCCAAUAAUAAGUUAUCGAACGGACACACUAAUCACAGUAAUAAGCCGAAGAUAAACGGCGACGCGAAGAAGGGCAAGAAACGGAAGACGUUGGCUUGA
Molecule: messenger RNA, 4776 nt
Organism: Pleurotus ostreatus (oyster mushroom)
Lineage: Eukaryota; Fungi; Basidiomycota; Agaricomycetes; Agaricales; Pleurotaceae
Exons: 6
Coding region: 1-4776 (1591 amino acids)
Biological process (GO): positive regulation of DNA-templated transcription
Cellular component (GO): Set1C/COMPASS complex
Source: RefSeq, a predicted model, not a curated record